Messenger RNA from Stegastes partitus (bicolor damselfish), 2277 nucleotides. RefSeq names its product potassium voltage-gated channel interacting protein 4a (gene kcnip4a). The record is from RefSeq and is a predicted model, not a curated record. The transcript has 8 exons. Gene Ontology annotation, cellular component: voltage-gated potassium channel complex. Gene Ontology annotation, molecular function: calcium ion binding; potassium channel regulator activity. Bases 42 to 692 code for a protein of 216 amino acids. NCBI's taxonomy places the organism in Eukaryota, Metazoa, Chordata, Actinopteri, Pomacentridae. Gene Ontology annotation, biological process: regulation of potassium ion transmembrane transport.
AAAAAAAUAAGACAAAAAAAAGUCCACCUGCGGAUAUAACGAUGGAUGCAAAGAGAGUGGAGACCAUCUCUGCCCGAGUGGACGCCGCUGUUUCUUCAUCUGACAGCGUUGAAGAUGAGCUCGAGCUAUCGGCGGUCCGCCAUCGCCCCGAGGGCCUGGAGCAGCUCGAAGCCCAGACGCGUUUCUCCCGCAAGGAGCUGCAGAUCCUGUACCGCGGCUUCAAGAACGAAUGCCCCAGCGGAGUCGUCAACGAGGAAACUUUUAAAGACAUCUACUCACAGUUCUUCCCGCAAGGAGAUGCUUCGACAUAUGCACACUUCCUGUUCAAUGCGUUCGACACAGACCACAACGGCUCUGUGAGUUUUGAGGAUUUUGUGAUGGGCCUCUCCAUCCUGCUGCGAGGGACCAUCCAGGAGAAACUCAACUGGGCUUUCAACCUGUAUGAUAUCAAUAAAGAUGGAUAUAUCACUAAAGAGGAAAUGCUGGACAUAAUGAAGGCCAUCUACGACAUGAUGGGAAAAUGCACGUACCCCGUCCUCAAGGAGGAGACGCCUCGCCAGCACGUAGAAGUUUUCUUUCAGAAGAUGGAUAAGAAUAAAGACGGAGUGGUAACCAUAGAUGAGUUCAUCGAUUGUUGCCAAAAUGAUGAAAACAUCAUGAGAUCAAUGCACCUCUUUGAGAACGUUCUUUAACUUUUGGCUGGCUGCGGCGGCUUUGGAAGUGAGCAUCAUCUUUAGCUUGGCCCAAUUACUGACUUGGACUCCUACUGUGUACAGUGUGCUAUGCAGACUCUCGACCGUAGAUAACAUAUUGUUCAUUACUGUGGGCCACAAUUAGGAGUAGGCGAUGCGGUGCGGCGCGAACACUCUGGAAUCGGCGGCCCUUUUUAAAAACGAUUUAUUCAACGCGCCGAGUUGGAGGAAUUUGAAAGCAAAGGAAAAAACAUUCACUUCAAGGUUGAUUUCCACCAUUUGUCUCCGGAGCGUCUUUAUGUUCGUGGAGCUCUCCAAACUUUAUCAACACUUGUGGGAGAGAGAGAGAAAGAAAAAAACAGACUUCUAAUGAAAGGGUUUCCUUGUAUCUCUUGUUUUAUUCACUGCCGAGUGAAAUCACUGUGACUUUUAAACGCAUCAAAAAAGAAAUCCUGAACAAAAAAAAACAACCUGAGAUAACGUCACAUCUCCGUUUUCUACAUUCCAAACCGGCUCUCCAUUCCAGAGUGUUCCGACCCGACGUAGUUGAACCAUUGUGGUCUGUCUUUAUUAUUUUUUUGCUCUUUGAAGGAAGAAAACAAAAACACACAUUGUACCAUUUUAAAAUUGUACAUACUAUAGAUAAAGCAUUAGAUAAGAAACUCUAUGAGGAAACUUUUCAACUUUGUUCAUGUUUACUUGCCAACUAGAACGAGACAACACAAGGAUUGUAUUGAUGUCAAAAACCGGACCAUAAUAUCAAUGGUUUGUCUACAGAAGCACACAGGUAGCUAUAUUUACCAUGAGUAUGAUGUUAGAUAUCUUUGUCAUAAGAUAAAUGCUGCUUUCAGUGUAUUUCAUUUAACCUUUAUGUCUGUAUAUUUCCUGUAAAGUAAACCAUCUAUGGGUUUCUUUUUCGGAGCACUGUUUAGCGGGUUUACGCUACGGGAACAGUGUUUGAGGUUAUUUAUAUGGUAUUAUGGGUCAUUGUACAAAAGAUUGUCAGCUGUACAGUAUUAAAUGAAAAAAAAAAAAAAAUCGGGGGAAUUUCAGGUCUUUAGAUUUGUUCGUAUAAUUCACUGUUUUUAUGAAGAACGGGCGGCGGGGUGACUUUUUAUUAUCCUCAUUAUUUUCGGGGUUGUCGGCUAACACGCUUCCUGCUCCCUCCUGCUCGUCCCGGCUGCCCACAGCUAUCCAGCUUGAUUUGUUCCUGCUGCCUCUGAUUAAAGCAUUGAUUGGCCCCAAUUGUUUGCAAACACAAGGCAUGCUGGGUAAGAAGUCUCACUCGCCGGCUUCCUCUUUGCUUCGCUGGAAGCCGCUCGGUUACUGAGAGAAGCGUCUGGACGUUAUGUAAGUAAGUUACUGAGUGUUUUUCUUCCGUUUUCACAGUGACUCGGAUAUUAGAUGGAGGAAGUUUCCAUCAGAGUAGCCAGAAAUGUGAGAGUUUGAGGGUUUUUUUGGUGAAGAUUUUUUUGCAGCUUUUGUCAUUCAAAGCAGUGUAUCGCUGGGAGCUGCAGUCACAAACAGAUCAGUACAGCGAGGCAUGUUGAUCCUCCAUUACUUCAGUAAAGAAAAUGACACAUUU